AUGCCAGACUCUUGGGACAAGGAUGUGUACCCGGAGCCCCCACGCCGCAUGCCUGCUCCCUCGACGCAGACCUCGAUCCCCAACCCCAUCACCUACUUGACAAAGGCUUACGACCUCAUCGUGGACUGGCCCGUGACCCUCUUGGGAGAAUUUAUUGAACAGCAGCCUGCUAAGAACCCAACCUACUACUAUCACCGACUGUACCGUCAAGUGCCAGACAUCACAGAAUGCAAACAGGGUGAUGUUGUGUGCAUCUAUGAGGCUGAGAUGCAGUGGAAAAGGAACUUCAAAGUUGACCAGGAAAUAAUGAACAUCAUCCAGGAGAGACUUAAGGCUUGUCAGCAGAGGGAAGGAGAGAGCACACAGCAAAAUUGUGCCAAGGAGUUGGAGCAGUUCACCAAGGUGUCUAAAGCCUACCAGGACCACUACCUUGCCCUAGGAGCCUACUACUCUGCCAGAAAGUGCUUGGCCAAGCAGAAGCAGAGGAUUCUGGAGGAGAGGAGGGCUGCCAAGCAGACCACUGCUGCCUAG
Arvicanthis niloticus (Nile rat) is the source of this 531-nucleotide messenger RNA. The record is from RefSeq and is a predicted model, not a curated record. NCBI's taxonomy places the organism in Eukaryota, Metazoa, Chordata, Mammalia, Rodentia, Muridae.